This is a messenger RNA of Phoenix dactylifera (date palm), 1579 nucleotides long. NCBI's taxonomy places the organism in Eukaryota, Viridiplantae, Streptophyta, Magnoliopsida, Arecales, Arecaceae. The record is from RefSeq and is a predicted model, not a curated record.
CAUUCGAAAUCGAAAUCGCGAUCAAAAAAUAAACAAAAGAGACGUCCCUCCGAAAACUCUAACCCCAAUUCCCAAUCCCACGAGAGAGGAAGAUAGAUCGAAGGAAAAAAAUUGAUUUUUUUUUUAUCGAAUUCAUCCAUCUUUUCCUUUUCCUCUUUCGCCUUUCUCUUCUUUCUGGCCGUCAAAGCGACUGCUAAAACUCCUUGCCUUCGGCUUCACUCCACGGCCCCAUCCCCUCACCCAAAUUGAAAGCUCCACCUCCCACCUCAAAACCCUAACCCUAUCACCCUAAUAUCCUCUUAAAUCCAUGUCCUCCCGGAACCAGAACAGGCCCCCUCCCACCCCGGUCUUCGACCCCACUCCAAGCCCCUUAAAUAAGAAGGAGAAUUUAGAUGAGGCGCCUGUGGACAAGCGAAGGAAGAUUAGAGUAGGGAGGAUGGUGUGCCCGGCAACCAACCCACAUGCGCGGCAGGUGCUGUCGACUGUCAAUGCUGGUCCGAAUCCUGGUGGGCAUGGUGAUCAUGGGGCCGGCGCCGCUCCGAGCUCUGAUGGUGGGAGCAGUGGCGGUGGGGUUGAAUUCACAUCUAGGGAGGAUGUGGAGAGGCUUUUGGGUGAGAAGAUGAAGGGGAAGAACAAGAAUGAUUACAAGGGAAAGAGCGAGCAGAUGAUAGAGUACAUAAAGAAACUCAGAACUUGUAUCAGAUGGUUCAUGGAGCUUGAAGAUGGGUAUUUGGCCGAUCAGGAGAAACUCAGAAGCAUGUUGGAUUCUGAAGAGAAAAGGCAUGCAGAGAUUGAGGCUCAGAUGAGGGCCAAGGUUGAAGAAUUAAAUGCAAUUAUCCAUGACCUUCAGAAAGGAGGAAGCUGACAAAUUGAUAGUUCUUUUGAAAAUUUCCAGUUCUUUUGUUAAUUGUUUGGCAUGUUUCUGACGGCAGAUUUGAAAAAUGACAGGCUUUCUUUAAAUCUUAUGAGAUGGAAAGAGAGGCAAGGAUUGCAGUUGAAAAUUUGCGGGCAAAAUUGUCCGAAGAGCUGGAAAAGGUCAAUCAAGAGGCAAGACGUUUCAGCGAUCAGCUGAAAAUGAUCCAAGAAACUAACAAGAGGUUGCAGGAAUACAAUACUAGCUUGCAGCAGUACAAUAGCAAUCUUCAAGCUGAUGCUCUGAAAAAUGGUAAGACUAUGUCAAAGUUGCAGAAGGAGAAGAAUGCGAUGAUGGAAAUCUUUAAGCGAUCACACCAACUCUCUUAAGAUUCAAUUGGAGCCUUCUAGGGUUUCUUGAUUAUGAGGUCAGUCACAAAAUUGUUUCUAUCAUGUGCCAAUUUUUCAAUGGUCCUUGGUUGUCAUGGAGGGAGGUCUUUGCACAUGCUAAAGUUGGAAUGCUUCAUUAUGAUUGCUUUUGCCUUAGAUGAUAUGUCUUUGCAUUUUUAGGAAGAAUGAAAUCUCUAUUGAUCUCUAUGACAUACUUUUGGACUUUGAUUUUGAUGGAUUUAGGACAUGUUGAUGUCUAUUUUGAAUGAUAUGUUAAAUAACUUUUGCGUAAUAUUGAAUGCCUUUGCUAUUAAUGAUAUUAUUAUUAUUAUUAUUA